CACAGACUCACAGACAGACAGACAGACACAGACAAACAGACACACACAUAUAGACACACAGAUACACAGACUCACACACACACACACACUCACACACACACACAGCCCUGCACACACACACUCACACACACACUCACACAUAGACACACACACACACACAGACUCACAGGCACACACAGACACACACAGACAGACAGACAGACACACACAGACACACACAGACAGACAGACACACACAGACUCGCAGACAGACAGACACAGACAAACAGACACACACAGACAGACACACACUGAGACACACACACACACACACACACACAGACACGCAGGCUGAACACACGGUAUCUCUGAGCGUCUCCAGACUUUCGCUGUCUGUCGAAGAUGACAGUUUAAGGGUUCGGCCUUGGUUCCGAAGCCGGUGUGAUCAAACUGAAACUCGGGUCGGAUCCGAUCCUCCGUCCAGUGAGAUGGCCUCGGUACCGGUGUACUGCCUCUGCCGGCUCCCCUACGACGUGACCCGCUUUAUGAUCGAGUGCGACAUAUGUCAAGACUGGUUUCACGGGAGCUGUGUCAGGGUGGAGGAGUCGAAGGCAGCAGAGAUCGACCUGUAUCACUGUCCGGACUGCAGGGUCACCCACGGACCCUCCAUCAUGAAGAAGCGGCCCGGCUCUCACAAGCAGGAUGCUGUGGGAUCCGGGUUCAAGGAGCCCCAUCGCCCUGUUCAGACAGGCAGCCUCCAGUUCAUCAAGGAGCUGCGCAGCCGAGCCUUCCCCAGUGCUGACGAGGUGGUCUUGAAGCCCAGCGGCUCUCAGCUCACAGUAGAGUAUUUGGAGGAGAACACGUUCAGUGUGCCCAUCCUGGUCACCAAGAAGGAGGGGCUGGGCAUGAGGCUGCCCCCCAGCAGCUUCUCCGUCAACGACGUGGAGGACCACAUAGGGGCUGAUAAGGAGAUCGAUGUGAUUGACGUGAGACGUCAGGCUGACUGCAAGAUGAAGCUGGGAGACUUCGUACGCUAUUACAACAGCCCAGAGCGAGACAAGGUGCUGAAUGUCAUCAGCCUGGAGUUCUCAGAAACCAGACUGUCGAACCUGAUUGAGACCCCCAAGAUCGUGCGCAAGCUGUCCUGGGUGGAGAACCUGUGGCUGGACGAGUCGCAGUUCGAGCGCCCCAAUGUGCAGAAGUACUGUCUGAUGAGCAUGAAGGACAGCUACACUGACUUCCACAUCGACUUCGGGGGCACCUCUGUGUGGUACCACGUGCUCCGGGGUGAGAAGAUUUUCUACCUGAUUCGUCCGAGCCCCGCUAACCUGACCUUGUUUGAGAGGUGGAGCUCCUCGUCCAAUCAGAACGAGAUGUUCUUUGGGGACCAGGUGGAUACGUGCUACAGGUGUUCAGUGAAGCAAGGCCACACCCUCUUCAUACCCACAGGCUGGAUUCAUUCUGUUUUGACUCCAGUCGACUGCCUGGCUUUCGGGGGAAACUUCCUCCACAGCCUGAACAUUGAAAUGCAGCUCAGGGCCUAUGAGAUUGAGAAGCGGUUAAGCACAGCUGAUCUGUUCAGGUUUCCAAACUUCGAGACUGUGUGCUGGUACGUAGGAAAACACCUGCUGGACACAUUCAGAGGUGAGUCACAGACUGCGCUGAGGGGAGCUCUGAACCCCAGAAUAGAGUUCAUUGAGGGAGAGCUCUGAACCCCAGGACUGGGU
Acipenser ruthenus (sterlet) is the source of this 1706-nucleotide messenger RNA. Its product is annotated as histone lysine demethylase PHF8. The record is from RefSeq and is a predicted model, not a curated record. NCBI's taxonomy places the organism in Eukaryota, Metazoa, Chordata, Actinopteri, Acipenseriformes, Acipenseridae. The transcript is spliced from 9 exons. Gene Ontology annotation, biological process: protein demethylation; regulation of transcription by RNA polymerase II. Gene Ontology annotation, molecular function: transcription coregulator activity; histone demethylase activity. Bases 468 to 1691 code for a protein of 407 amino acids.